AUGAACAUGUCUCGAAUCUUCAUAACCGGUUCCAGCGACGGCAUCGGCCUCUCAGCCGCCAAACUUCUCUCAGAGCAAGGCCACACAGUCGUCCUGCACGCGCGCAAUGCAGACCGCGCCUCCACGACUCAAAAAGCCAUCCCCAGUGCCAAAGUGCUCAUCGGGGAUCUGCGCUCAAUUAGCGAGACCAAGAAGCUCGGCCAAGAAGCCAAUGCCCUCGGUCCAUACGACAGCAUCAUUCACAAUGCCGGAAUCGGUUUUGGAGCAACCUCAUCACGCGAAAUAACCAGCGAGGGCAUUUCUGCUGUCUUCGCAGUCAACACCCUCGCGCCGUAUAUCCUCACUUGCAUCAUGGAUCGCCCGAAACGACUCCUGUACAUGAGUUCGGAUAGCCACUACGGAGGCGAUAACUCAUUACGGAAUUUGAAGACGUCUCAUUCCUAUGGUGAUAGCAAAUUGCAUGAUAUGAUGCUUGCUAAUGCAUUUGCGAGACGUUGGGAUGGCACGCAGGUUGUCAGUAUGCAUCCUGGCUGGGUGAGAACUAAGAUGGGAGGAAGCAUGGCUCCUGGGGGCAUUGGAGAGCCAACGAAGGCUUUGGCGGAGUGGGCUGCUGGAGAGGGGAAGCUGGCGAAACUGAGAACAGGCUGUUUCUUCUCACCGCGAGGCGAGGAGAGGCCUGAUGAGGCUGCUGCGGAUGUUGAGAAGCAGGAGGAAUUGCUGAAGAUUUGUGGGGAUGUCUCCGGGGUUGACAUUCCGGAAUAG
Messenger RNA from Penicillium brevicompactum, 762 nucleotides. RefSeq names its product NAD(P)-binding protein. The record is from RefSeq and is a predicted model, not a curated record. The coding region runs from base 1 to 762 and encodes 253 amino acids. Lineage: Eukaryota; Fungi; Ascomycota; Eurotiomycetes; Eurotiales; Aspergillaceae. The transcript has a single exon.